Molecule: messenger RNA, 1107 nt
Organism: Rhinopithecus roxellana (golden snub-nosed monkey)
Lineage: Eukaryota; Metazoa; Chordata; Mammalia; Primates; Cercopithecidae
Product: neuroendocrine secretory protein 55
Exons: 2
Coding region: 314-1069 (251 amino acids)
Biological process (GO): response to parathyroid hormone
Source: RefSeq, a predicted model, not a curated record
CGGGCGCGCAACUUCGCAGAACCUCACUGCCCGUCCCUCCUCGCCUCAGUCUCCUCUGUCCUCUCCCAGGCAAGAGGACCGGCGGAAGCACCUCUCUCGAGUCUUAGGCUGCGGAAUCUAAGACUCAGCGAGAGGAGCCCAGGAGGAGACAGACCUUUCCCCUCUUUUCCCAUCCCUUCUUCUUGCUCAGAGAGGCAAGCAAGGCGCAGAGCUGUAGAAAGUUCUGAAGUGGUCAGGAAGCAGCCAAUGCGCUUUGGAGCCGCUCUCUGCAGAGCCAGAGGGCAGGUCGGCUUCUUGGUGUGCGCCUAAGAGGAUGGAUCGGAGGUCCCGGGCUCAGCAGUGGCGCCGAGCUCGCCAUAAUUACAACGACCUGUGCCCGCCCAUAGGCCGCCGCGCAGCCACCGCGCUCCUCUGGCUCUCCUGCUCCAUCGCGCUCCUCCGCGCCCUUGCCACCUCCAACGCCCGUGCCACCUCCAACGCCCGUGCCCAGCAGCGCCGGAGCUUCCUGAACGCCCACCACCGCUCCAGCGCUCAGGUAUUCCCUGAGCCCCCCGAAUCGGAAUCUGACCACGAGCACGAGGAGGCAGACCUUGAGCUGUCCCUUCCCGAGUGCCUAGAGUACGAGGAAGAGUUCGACUACGAGACCGAGAGCGAGACCGAGUCCGAAAUCGAGUCCGAGACCGACUUCGAGACCGAGCCUGAGACCGCCCCCACCACUGAGCCCGAGACCGAGCCAGAAGACGAGCGCGGCCCUGUGGUGCCCAAGCACUCCACCUUCGGCCAGUCCCUCACCGACAGCCAGUCUCUCACCCAGCGUCUGCACGCUCUCAAGUUGCGAAGCCCCGACGCCUCCCCAAGUCGCGCGCCACCCAGCACUCAGGAGCCCCAGAGCCCCAGGGAGGGGGAGGAGCUCAAGCCCGAAGACAAAGAUCCAAGGGACCCCGAAGAGUCUGAGGAGCCCAAGGAGAAGAAGCAGCGGCGUCGCUGCAAGCCUAAGAAGCCCACCCGCCGUGACGCGUCCCCGGAGUCCCCUUCCAAAAAGGGACCCAUCCCCAUCCGGCGUCACUAAUGGAGGACGCCGUCCAGAUUCUCCUCGUUUUCAUGGAU